This is a messenger RNA of Thyridium curvatum, 1644 nucleotides long. RefSeq lists its product as uncharacterized. The record is from RefSeq and is a predicted model, not a curated record. Bases 1 to 1644 code for a protein of 547 amino acids. Gene Ontology annotation, cellular component: nucleus. Gene Ontology annotation, molecular function: DNA-binding transcription factor activity, RNA polymerase II-specific; RNA polymerase II cis-regulatory region sequence-specific DNA binding. The transcript has a single exon. Gene Ontology annotation, biological process: regulation of transcription by RNA polymerase II. Lineage: Eukaryota; Fungi; Ascomycota; Sordariomycetes; Thyridiales; Thyridiaceae.
AUGGAGCACACCGCAUCGCCGUCACCGGCACCUUCGUUUCCCGGUGGCCACCCGGCACCGGUGAACGACAUGAUGCACUACCCCAACUCUCUGGCCUCGCAGUCGGUCUCCAGAUAUGGUAGUCCCAUGCCCGGCCCUCAGUACGACAUGCGACGCCUGACUCCAGUGACUCCGGAAAGUUUCUCGAGUUCCGUCUCGUACGCCACGCCGUUCAGCCAGGAAUCCAGUGCGUAUGGUCCAAUGCCAGACGAUCUGCACCCUGGAGUAAGUUUUGAGCCCCAGACCUAUGAUCAUGUGCCUAUCGUCCCUAGGUCCAGGUCGGAUGAGUCCGAUGAAGAAGUCCUGUCUACAAUUUAUGUACUGACGGAGUAUGACGACGAGCAGUUUUUUGGUAACCAAUACGUCACGGACGCCAGCUCUCCUCCCACCCCGACCGCUUCCAAGCCGUCUAAUGGACGGACUCUGAGAAGCGGCACCAGUAGGAAGAACAACGGCGGCCAGAAGAUGGCGGGUGUCGUGUCGGGCCGCGUGAGGAAGGCCGCACCCAAGAAGAAGACGAGGCGGAGCGCCGCGGACAACGUCACCCAGCUCGAGACGCCCCUGAGCCAGCUCAAGGGCCCGCAGGUCGACCGCGCGCCCGUCGCCGACAUCGCGACGUACGUCAACCGCUCGCUGGAGGACCGGCGAGAGGAGAUCAUGAAGGGCAAGAUGCCGGGCAAGAUCAAGCGGCCCAUGAACGCCUUCAUGCUGUACCGCAAGGCGUACCAGAACCGCGCCAAGCAGUGGUGCCUGCACAACAACCACCAGGUCGUCUCGCGGGUCUGCGGCCAGAGCUGGCCGCUGGAGCCGGACCAGGUGCGCCAGCAGUUCAACAAGUGGGCCAUCAUCGAGCGGACGAACCACCAGAAGGCGCACCCGGACUACAAGUUCACCCCGGCCAAGCCCAGGAAGAAGGACGACGACGACGACGAUCGGGACUUUCAGUACGGGGCGGGGCGGGACGAGGAGCGCUUCGACUGGGCGUCUGGCGGCUCCCGCUCCGUGUCCCGGUCCCAGACGCAGACGCCGCUCGGAGAGUCGGACUCGGACUACCAGCCCCCGAGGUCGCUGGCCUACCAGUACACGCAGGGCCAGAACCACCUCUCCGUGCCCGGCGCGCAGUACCCCACGCCCGCGAGCUCGCUUCCCCCGAGCCAGUACGACGCGAUGUACAUGCAGCACAGCCAGCCGUACUACCAGACCGCCGCCGCCGGCCCCGUGCAAGGCCACCACUCGCAGCUGCCGGACUCAUACCUCGACGCCGAGUGCGGCUCCCCGAGCAUGGCCUUCCGCGACCUCGGCGGCCUCGUGCCGCACGGCCUGCCGUCGGGGCCCCUGGUGGCAGACUACCAGAUCGACCCGGCGCUGGCGCCGAGCGCCGAGUACCACGACGCCUUCUACCCGAGCAUGGGCGAGAGCAUCCUCGACCCGGCCCUGUCCGGCGGCGGAGGCGCAUACCCGGACCCGACGGGCUACGAGACCAACCCGAUGUUUGCGCCCGACGGCAUGCACAGCAUGCUGGCCGGCGGCGGGGCGGACGGCUGGCAGAUCGAGACGGAGGGCGCGCAGGCCGAGGACUGGCAGGGCGGCGGCGCGGAGCACUAG